Molecule: messenger RNA, 216 nt
Organism: Penicillium bovifimosum
Lineage: Eukaryota; Fungi; Ascomycota; Eurotiomycetes; Eurotiales; Aspergillaceae
Exons: 2
Coding region: 1-216 (71 amino acids)
Source: RefSeq, a predicted model, not a curated record
AUGUGUACCUUUGUGACGGGGUUCAGCCGUCCUGGGUACACUGGGUUUUUUACAAGCGGGAAACCCGGCACGGUGCUUCGGGGCAAUGGUUGGAUCGCAUUUUGCUUCUUAUCAUUGGAUCCAUUGGAUAGCACCGUUGUGUGCAUCUAUCAUCCAUGGGAUGCUAUAUUAUCUUAUUCCACCUUACUCUCGGAAGAGUACCCCAUAUGUGAGUGA